AUGACCCAUGUCAAAAUGCUCUCUUCCGAUCCUGCACCCAAGGAUCUUCUUAUAGGGGCCGUCAACCCCUAUGCUUUCGUGGAAGCUCUCAUCGGCAGAAAAAUGGACAGGAAGUCAUUGGAUGCGCCUCAGAUUAUAUCUGAUGUUCUGCAGACUGACUACAAUGAGCUGUUCGAUAUGAAGUACAACUCGGUGCUCUAUGCGGGAUUGAAGCUCAAUACUAAGGAGAACACGGCGGAACGGCUAUCGGCCCAGGAUAUGCAUAUCUUGACUGAAGACGACCUCGAAACCCCCGAUCUUUCCAAGAUUGAAAAGGUGUCGGAUCUUCAUGACAUUGGGCUGAAAGAUAUCCCUUCAACCAGGGUGAAGCAGGCCUGGAUCCAAAACGGAAAUCUGAAUCUGGUGCUUAACCCGCACCCACUGGGCAAAACCCUAUCUAACUCGGCUGUGACCAGCUCCAUCUCUGAGUUGGUGACCCCCUUCAGGCAGGCAAAGGGCCCAUGGACCCCUCCUAACAGCUCAUGGCGGGAUAUGGGGGACUUCUUCCGGGACGUUACCGAGUUCAACGAUCCAGUGCAAGGUGCUGUCGGUAACAGCUGGAUGAUCGCGGCCAUUUCUGCCGUGGCGUGGGCUGAUCCUUACGCCAUUGUUCAUCGUACUCGGGCCACUGGCGAAAGCGAAACCAAACGAGUCAGUGCAAUUCAUCUGUACAGCAAAGGAGGGAGGAACGAUGCUCCCACAGCCAAAGUAGAAGUUACUGGUGACAUCGUCGUCAACAACUCCAGCAACCAGGUAGUGUAUUGCCGCUCGAGCGACACCGGAGAGAUCUGGCCUUCAUUGUACGAGAAGGCGUUCGCAAAAUGGAUAACCCAAGAACGUUCCGAUCACCCAGACAUCACACAAACGGGUGGCGGAGAUCCCGUCAAAGCAAUGGCACAGAUCAACAACAAAGCACCAAAUUACUACUAUACACAUUCGCGCCCCGCUGGUGAUCUCUGGGGAAUUGUUCGGGCUAAUUGCAUGGGCUUCAGAACCAUCAAUCCCAUGACAGCCUGGACUUAUGCAUCAGGCGAGAUGUACAGAGGAAGCAACAUCGUAGGCAAUCAUGCUUACACGGUGUUGGGCUGGACCUCUCAGGGGGGAAAACAAUAUAUUGUCCUGCGCAACCCCUGGGGCGUUACUGAACCAACGGGCAUGAGCACCUACCCAGGUCUCCUGAGCUUCUUCGAUACCAGCUUCUGGCGUCCCAUUAACAUGCUUGGUAACGACGGAGUGUUUGCCUUGGAGGCGUCGGCCUUCAAGAGCUAUUUUGCAGGGUUGGGUGUGGCAAAAUAA
Molecule: messenger RNA, 1335 nt
Organism: Cladophialophora bantiana CBS 173.52
Lineage: Eukaryota; Fungi; Ascomycota; Eurotiomycetes; Chaetothyriales; Herpotrichiellaceae
Exons: 1
Coding region: 1-1335 (444 amino acids)
Biological process (GO): proteolysis
Cellular component (GO): cytoplasm
Molecular function (GO): calcium-dependent cysteine-type endopeptidase activity
Source: RefSeq, a predicted model, not a curated record